AUGAGCAGUCAAGCCACAGCCAUCUCACCACCGCCACCGUUGGCAACUCAGCCACCCCUGCCGAGCAGCGGAUCGUCGUCGGCAUCGUCGUCGAUCGGCCAGUUGGUCGGUAACGGCGGCGACGUGUACAUGACACCAGCCACUGGUGGUGGCGCUAUCAACGCUGGCGCCACAAGCGCCUCAUCCGAUGGUGGCGGUGAUUCUGGCGAGGAGAUGGGACCUUUGUCACGAGAUCGUUGCAACACAUGGCCAAUGAGACGACCACAGUUGGACGGGAAUGCGCAGACGAGUCCGUUGAUACAUGAACAGAUACCGGAGGAAGACGGAGAGCUCUACGACAGCGCAGAAAACCUGAACGGCAGACUGGGUGCGGGAAUAAUCGCGGCCAUGGCAACGGGCCUUGCACUGCACAGCCACGCACGGAUGGCAACGAACAGCCUUCUCAGCCUGGACGCUGCAAUCAUGUCAUCGCCGGUAAUGAGGAUGAUCCAGGAACGGUGGUCCAAGGCAGGCCGUGAGAACGACACUUAUCGCACGGAGACGGCGAUGGUGUGCGGUGGUGCGCCAGGCGGUCGUUGA
Molecule: messenger RNA, 579 nt
Organism: Ostertagia ostertagi
Lineage: Eukaryota; Metazoa; Nematoda; Chromadorea; Rhabditida; Trichostrongylidae
Source: the annotation of a GenBank genome assembly